Molecule: messenger RNA, 2867 nt
Organism: Sinocyclocheilus rhinocerous
Lineage: Eukaryota; Metazoa; Chordata; Actinopteri; Cypriniformes; Cyprinidae
Gene: kdsr
Product: 3-ketodihydrosphingosine reductase
Exons: 10
Coding region: 267-1328 (353 amino acids)
Biological process (GO): sphingolipid biosynthetic process
Cellular component (GO): endoplasmic reticulum membrane
Molecular function (GO): 3-dehydrosphinganine reductase activity
Source: RefSeq, a predicted model, not a curated record
ACCGCUCAAACGCAGCCAGCAUCCCGUUUAAAGUGCAUAGAUUCUCUGUUUUGGUUCAAGUAGUGAACGGAAAGAGUGAGCUUUUGCAGUCUCACGGCUUGAAUUUAGUAUUUAAUCUACAGCUCAAGCCUCUAACACAUCACUAGAUAACAACAGAGCAUAAACGGCUCGUUCGAAGGCCUGUUAUCUUCUGUCCGCGAGACGGGGGAGUGUCUGGAAUUGGACAUUUAGCUUGUGAGCUAACGUCAGCAGCAUCAGGUUGACCCAUGUCCUCCGCGCUCUCACACUGGUUCUCCUUUAACUCCUGGUGGCUGCUUCUGCCGUUCGUUAUGCUCCUGGUAGUGGCUGCUUUCAUCGUGGCCUUUGUGCUGCUGCUGUACAUGAUAUCCCCGUUAAUAAGCCCCAACCCGCUCAAACUGAACGGGGCCCAUGUGGUGGUGACCGGAGGCAGCAGUGGGAUUGGGAAGUGUAUUGCCAUGGAAUGCUACAAACAUGGUGCCUUCAUCACUCUGGUGGCACGAGAUGAGCACAAACUGGUUCAAGCCAAGAAAGAAGUGGAGAAAUGUGCCAUAAAUGAUAAGCAAGUGGUGCUUUGCAUUUCUGUUGAUGUGUCGAAAGACUACAACCAGGUGGAGAGCGUCAUAAAACAAGCUCAAGAGAAGCUGGGUCCUGUGGACAUGCUGGUGAAUUGUGCUGGGACGUCUAUAUCUGGGAAAUUUGAGGAAGUGGAAGUCGACCGCUUUAAGAAACUGAUGGAGGUGAACUAUCUGGGCAGCGUUUACCCCACCCGGGCAGUGGUCACCACUAUGAAGGAAAGGCGGAUGGGCCGCAUCAUGUUUGUGUCGUCACAGGCAGGGCAGAUCGGCCUUUUUGGCUACACGGCUUACUCACCGUCCAAAUUCGCCCUGCGUGGUCUGGCUGAGGCCUUACAGAUGGAGAUGAAGCCCUAUAAUAUCUAUGUAACUGUGGCGUAUCCUCCAGACACUGACACUCCAGGUUUUGCGGAAGAGAGUAAGACUAAGCCUCUGGAGACCAAGUUAAUUUCAGAAACAUCUGGAGUCUGUCAGCCUGAGCAAGUAGCAAAAAUUGUGGUGAAGGAUGCAGUGCAGGGAAAUUUCACCAGCUCAUUUGGACCCGAUGGCUACAUGCUGUCAGCGCUGACCUGUGGGAUGUCACCUGUUACCUCCAUCACUGAGGGGCUGCAGCAGAUUGUGACGAUGGGGUUGUUCCGCACCAUCGCUCUCUUCUACCUGGGCAGCUUCGACAGCAUCGUCCGCCGCUGCAUGAUCCAGAGAGAACAGUCCAAAGCAGCAGACAAGAGGGAGUAGCACCAGCAUUCCCACCACAUCCAUCUCCAUCAGCACCACUACAUUCACACACACACACACACACACACACACACACCUCACAGCACACACUGCACCGCCCCGGCCCGGCAGACGUGUUCAAAUGGGUAGAAGAGGUCCACCCUGACAAAACACUGUUUUUGCUCAUUUGUUUCAGUAGACCUGUAAUAGGCGUCCAUCUUUCAUGAAUUGUCUUUCAGGACCCCUAUCAUUCCAGUGCAUGCUGCAUCAGUAUUUCAAGCUCUUUAAAACAAACAACUUUAUAUGCAUUGAAAUGAUUUACUCUUUGGCUCUCACUGCCUCUAGUACAUUCUCUCGUUUAUGAAAGUUUGUGGUUGUUCUCAAAACCACAUACUAUCUGAGUUCUUGUUCUAGCUUGUUGGCGUAAUGCCAUUUCAACACUAGAAUUAAUUUCAGAGAUGUUGAGAUUAUAUUGAGAUGUUACAAUUUGCCGUAUAGGUCUGUAAAAAAAUCUGUAUAGGUGAAGAACAACAACUUCACUUAUGUUACAGCGAGGUGAAGAACUGUUCUUUUGACUGGUCUGUGAUGUUCGUAGUCAAGCACUGUAUCUUCCUGCUUUUAGAUUUCAUAGUUUUAAGGUACGGACACAGGACAUCUGCGUUUUCGGAUGAAACAGCCUGAGUCUGCCACUCUGCCUUAUCGUCUUUGCUCUGUGUGGGGCUUUCUGAAGGAAAUGUUUACCUUAUAAAUGUGCGUGCGAGUGUGUAUGUAUAUUUGUCUGCUUGUACGCAUGCGUUUAGGUGACCUCAGGGGCUUCUAAGAGUUCACUGAACUGAAAAAUGGGUCAGGAUAAGCCAUUGCGGUGGUUAAAGGCUCGCUGGCUCGAGUCAGUGCACCUCUCUGCCAACAGAUGGAGCUGGAGAUCCAAACGGAUCAGGUGUAACCUGAGCAAAAGCCUACAUGUGCAGCAGCUCGUGUUAAAAGCUGAUCUAGAAUCAGUCAUAGUCGGAUGGUUCCAUGUCCACAACCCCAGAACUCUGUAGUAUUGAAGGUGAAUAAAUGUGAGUACAUCGAGUGUUCACGCAGGCAUUUCAAAUACCAUAGAUGUUGUGAAGCUUGAUCAGAUUUGGACACCAAAACAAGCAAUAUGGCUUCCACAAGUCAAGUGAAUUUCCUCGUGCUCUGCUCUGUCGUAACGUGAAAUGGAUGGUUCCAGCAUAUAAACUGUUUUCUGAUUUAGGCCUUCCAAACUUGCCCCUUGUCCUUGUUGCGAGUCGUACCUUACUGACAACACAAUAGCUAGAGAGAAAAUGACACUUACUAAUGCUGUUGUAAUAUUCGCCUUUCUCACGGUCACAAGCAAACGGGGAGCAUGUGAUGUGAUCACACCCUACAGUUAUGCGAGCGGAUGUUUAUGAGGAGUCCAUCUCUUGAAUGCCUGAAUGCACAGAAAAGAGUCCAUUUAAAGUGACCGUUCACCCAAAAAUUAACAUUCUGUUAUUAUUUACUCGCCCUCAUGUUCUUCCAAACCCAUAGGACUUUCUGUUUUCGGUAGAACAC